AUGGAACCAGAGCCGACCACUGCCGCUCUCCUUGAGGCUAUCACAGCCCUCACUGCCACCGUCGGGUCCUUGCAGGCCCAAAUCACAUCCCAAGGCCAACAGCUCAUUGAGCUUAAAGCCAUAUGCAAGGAAACCGCCGACCUCCUUGGGGACAAAGACCAAGGAGCCCCACAAGCCCAGCCUGGCCCAUUGACUGGGCCUGUCACUCCUCCCACCCACUUGGGAGGAGAAACCCACACUCCAGGUACGGUUAGGCCUGGACUCAAGGCCCCAUUCCGGCCUUCAAGAGGGACAGGCUUUGAUUCCAAAGACAAGGAAGAACCCAGGCGGCCCAAAAAGGAGCCUCAAGGAACGCCUAGGAGGCAUCUAGGGUCCCUAACCCCCUUUGACGCAGGGUCCAGCGUAAAGCGACCCAAAAUGGACCUCCCUGAACCUUAUAAAGGCAAUACCAGGGGACGCAAGGCCACGCAAUGGCUGGAUUGA
Messenger RNA from Rhizoctonia solani, 483 nucleotides. RefSeq lists its product as uncharacterized. NCBI's taxonomy places the organism in Eukaryota, Fungi, Basidiomycota, Agaricomycetes, Cantharellales, Ceratobasidiaceae. The coding region runs from base 1 to 483 and encodes 160 amino acids. The transcript has a single exon. The record is from RefSeq and is a predicted model, not a curated record.